Chironomus riparius is the source of this 1934-nucleotide messenger RNA. The record is from the annotation of a GenBank genome assembly. NCBI's taxonomy places the organism in Eukaryota, Metazoa, Arthropoda, Insecta, Diptera, Chironomidae.
CUUUGAGUGAGAAAAAAAAACAAAAAUUCAUUGAUGAAAGUGUAAUUAAUUAAAAAAGAGUGUUAAAAUGGGUGUAAUCUUUAGCCGACUUAAUCAAUUAAAUAACAAUAAUGCAGUUGAAGAGACUGAAAUCAUCAAUAACUACAAGUAUCCACCAAAAUCGGGAAAUUACUUUUCCUCAUCAUUCAUUAUGGGUGGCGAGAGAUUUGACCAGUCACAGCCUGAGGCUUACUUAUUUGGCGAAAACAGCGACCUUAAUUUUUUACAACAGAAGCCUACAGCUUUCCCUUAUCAGCCACCCAAAAAUUCAGAGCCAACUAAAACACUUAAAUCGUUUGUAAAUGUACGAAAGGAAUCUGUGAAAUUUGUGAAAUCGGAGACAGGAAAAGGAUAUAACGUAGAAUUUGUGUUUGAUAGUGACCUAAAGUGUUUUAUAAAAAUUUAUUACUUUGCAACUGAGGAAAUCACAAACAGCAGUAUUAACUAUGUAACAAAAGAAUCUGAACUGGUUUCGGACAAAUUUCAAUACGAAAAAGGAGCAAAUCAAACUUUUUCACAGCCAUCACACAUAUUCUUUCCAAAUAAGUUCCAAGAUGAAAAUCUCCAAUAUGAUUGUGACAAGGAUAUAUAUCCAAUAGUGAUUCAUUGUGUUAUAGACGAGCCUAUCGAUUCUACUUUUGUGCAUUCUCACACAACCAUUUGUGUCGUUGAUCAUCAUACUUCAGAUGGCGAAUAUCAUUUACGUGCAAUGAAGCAAAAGAUCUUUGUUGAUGGUUUAUGUUAUUUAUUACAAGAGAUUUAUGGAAUUGAAAAUAAAAAUUUAACGCGGAUACCAAACAAUAAUGAUGACGAUGAAGACACAGGCUCAGAAUGUGUAAUUUGUAUUUGCGAACCGAGAGAUACUUUAAUUUUGCCAUGCAAACAUUUAUGUUUAUGUAACAGCUGCGCAGAUUCGCUAAGAUAUCAAGCAAAUAAUUGUCCGAUUUGUCGAUCACCAUUUAGAGCACUUUUACAGAUUCGUGCUGUACAAAAAUCAAACACGCCUAUCAUCAACAUUAAUCAGGAUGGCUCGGAAAACAUUCCUUUAGGAUUCAUGCCAAUCCCUCUAAUUGAAGCCCUUAAUGGACCGAUUUAUAAACGCAACAGUAUUGACAGAAAAGACACAUUUCAUGCAAUUAGCGAAAAAGAUCAAAAGUCUAAUUCAGUCGAGACAUUUAAAAUGGUCGAAAAGUGCAAUAAUUCAGAACUUCCACCUCUAUUAUCUCCAAACGACGACAGCAUUGAUCAUAAUAAAAAAUCAUUAAGUAGUAUGAAGGAGAAGAAAGGUCUUACAAAGAGUUUAUCGCUACGAGACCGAGAUUGUGUCAAAUAUAUUAAUGAGAGAGCGUCAUCAAUUAAUGAAUUGGACGAUGAUAGUGAAGCUGAAAAGUUAUCUCCGUUGCUUGUAUCGGAAAAAUGUAUAGAAAUGACUGAACUUAAUACUCAUGGACGUAAGGAAAAUACAGAGGAAAAAUCGUGCACAAAAGGCGAAGAUUCUGAUUAUUUUACGCCUGAAGAUCCAGAAGAGACUUCACAUACGAUCCUGAGUCCAGUAAAAAAUAAAGACGCAGAUAAGAAGGAGACAAGAACUCCACUGACUCAUGUAAAAGACACAGAACUGCCAGAUAGUCCACAUAGUGGAAAUUCGCAAGUCUCAACAAGAAGUGGUGAUAGCAGCUAUAGCAGUAGCUCAUCUACAAGACAAUUAUUGUCUUCUAAUAUUAAUGAAGGCGUCACAGCAAAUACGAAAUCGAGUGAAAAUAAUUCGGCUAAGAAUUAAGACAUUUUACUCAACACAAAGUUAUUAAGAAAAGAAAUCAUAUUUAUUUAACUAUUUUUCUGACUAAGCAAAAAUGUGUAGUACUAUCCGUUAAUUAGGCGGCAAUAAACUAAUG